This is a messenger RNA of Closterium sp. Yama58-4, 1374 nucleotides long. The record is from the annotation of a GenBank genome assembly. Lineage: Eukaryota; Viridiplantae; Streptophyta; Zygnematophyceae; Desmidiales; Closteriaceae.
AUGGAGAAAUGGGGUGGAAAGAAGAGUGGGGCAGGAGGAAAGGAAGGGAACAGGGAGGGUGACAGCAGGAGGUGGGGAGCAGAGGUGCAGCAGGUGGGGAGCAGAGGUGCAGCAGGUGGGGAGCAGAGGUGCAGCAGGUGGGGAGCAGAGGUGCAGGAGGUGGGGAGCAGAGGUGCAGCAGGUGGGGAGCAGAGGUGCAGCAGGUGGGGAGCAGAGGUGCAGGAGGUGGGGAGCAGAGGUGCAGCAGGUGGGGAGCAGAGGUGCAGCAGGUGGGGAGCAGAGGUGCAGCAGGUGGGGAGCAGAGGUGCAGCAGGUGGGGAGCAGAGGUGCAGCAGGUGGGGAGCAGAGGUGCAGCAGGUGGGGAGCAGAGGUGCAGCAGGUGGGGAGCAGAGGUGCAGCAGGUGGGGAGCAGAGGUGCAGCAGGUGGGGAGCAGAGGUGCAGCAGGUGGGGAGCAGAGGUGCAGCAGGUGGGGAGCAGAGGUGCAGCAGGUGGGGAGCAGAGGUGCAGCAGGUGGGGAGCAGAGGUGCAGCAGGUGGGGAGCAGAGGUGCAGCAGGUGGGGAGCAGAGGUGCAGCAGGUGGGGAGCAGAGGUGCAGCAGGUGGGGAGCAGAGGUGCAGCAGGUGGGGAGCAGAGGUGCAGCAGGUGGGGAGCAGAGGUGCAGCAGGUGGGGAGCAGAGGUGCAGCAGGUGGGGAGCAGAGGUGCAGCAGGUGGGGAGCAGAGGUGCAGCAGGUGGGGAGCAGAGGUGCAGCAGGUGGGGAGCAGAGGUGCAGCAGGUGGGGAGCAGAGGUGCAGCAGGUGGGGAGCAGAGGUGCAGCAGGUGGGGAGCAGAGGUGCAGCAGGUGGGGAGCAGAGGUGCAGCAGGUGGGGAGCAGAGGUGCAGCAGGUGGGGAGCAGAGGUGCAGCAGGUGGGGAGCAGAGGUGCAGCAGGUGGGGAGCAGAGGUGCAGCAGGUGGGGAGCAGAGGUGCAGCAGGUGGGGAGCAGAGGUGCAGCAGGUGGGGAGCAGAGGUGCAGCAGGUGGGGAGCAGAGGUGCAGCAGGUGGGGAGCAGAGGUGCAGCAGGUGGGGAGCAGAGGUGCAGCAGGUGGGGAGCAGAGGUGCAGCAGGUGGGGAGCAGAGGUGCAGCAGGUGGGGAGCAGAGGUGCAGCAGGUGGGGAGCAGAGGUGCAGCAGGUGGGGAGCAGAGGUGCAGCAGGUGGGGAGCAGAGGUGCAGCAGGUGGGGAGCAGAGGUGCAGCAGGUGGGGAGCAGAGGUGCAGCAGGUGGGGAGCAGAGGUGCAGCAGGUGGGGAGCAGAGGUGCAGCAGGUGGGGAGCAGAGGUGCAGCAGGUGGGGAGCAGAGGUGCAGCACAUGAGGUGGUGUACACGUGACAGCUGA